AUGGACGUGCGGCAGGCAGAGACAACGACGCUGACACUUGAGCCCGUAUCGGACUUGGCAGUUGCAGCGCAGUAUGCAGAUGCUGAGCUGCACUCGGUGGCAGCGCAAUUUGAGAGCUCAGCGAGCGUGAGCGAAGCGCUGAAACAGACAGCCACUGCGCCUACUGUGAUCAAGGACGUUUCGGACGAUGCGAGCGAUAGCUCGGACAAGGAAGACGACGUGCUGGCUGAGCAAAAGACUACCGAUACUACCAAGGAGCACGCAAGUGACGCGGUGGAGGAGAGCUCAAGUGAUGAAGAGGAUGAGGACCCUGCCGUAUUACGGGCAGAAAUUGAAGCGGCUUUGACGAAAGAAGAGAACAAGAUGAGUGUGCCGCUGAAGACGGAGCAUGAGGUUGAGGCAGUGCCGGUGCGGACGCCAGGAGUGGAACUGACGGCGGAUUGCCCCAUUGCUCAGUGUGGCGUAAUCUUGAACGUGAGUGUACCUGGUCUUAUGAUGACCAUCAAGUCGACGUCAAACAUGAGCUUGCUCGAUGAAGGGAGCGUCCUGUGUCUUGAAGACCGUACGGUCCUCGGGUGUGUCGACGAAGUCUUUGGUCCAGUGCUGAUGCCCAUGUACCUCGUCCGGUACGAGACUGCGGCCAAGAUGCCCGAGAAAGCGACAAAAGAUGCUACAGUUUACUACGCGACAGAGCACACGACGUAUCUGGACCCCGAGACGAUCAAGGACAAAGGCACAGAUGCUUCGAACCUUUUUGACGAAGAGGCUGAUGACACUGAGUUUUCAGAUGACGAGGCCGAGGCGACUUCGAAGCGAGGGAAUCGAAAGCGCAACCGCGGUACUGCACAAGCCACUGGAAUUGCAGUUGUUGAACCUUCCGGUGAACGGGGCAGCCGAGGUGGACGUGGGGGAAACUUUGCUGACUAUCAAGCGCGACAAAAUGCUUCGCCUCACGGGCAUUGUGGCAGCUAUGGGCAGCAGGCGCCAGUGGUCGUGAAGCCUGGCGUGCCUCCUUUUCCCGCGAUGCAGACCCAGCCUCACGGUGGUGUAACGAAGUAUACGCAGCCAGGCGGUUUCGGCGGUGCCAGGCCGCCAGCAGUGUAUGGGCAAACGAAGUACACGGCUCCGCAAGGCAACGGGAUGCCCCGGUCUCCUCUGCAUGUGUACCAUGGACAGGGCUUGCCACAGAGACAGCAAGCGCUACCUCGUGGCUACUAUCAGCUGCCUCCUCCAUCGCAGUACAGUGCCCACAUUAUGCCUGCAUUUCUCCCGCAGGCUCAGCCCGCUCAUGGUCCGUACCAGCAGUAUCCUCAGCCACCGAUCGCGGGGUACAUGCAGCCGCACCAAACACAUGGCGUGCCUUACGGUCAGCCUCAUCCUCCAAGGUACAGCCAACCGCCACCUCCACCGCCACCUGCAUUUUACGAAGCAAAUGGCCAGCAGCAGCUUCCACCACCGCCGCCGCCGCUCGGACAGCCCUAUGGUCGGCGGCGUUAUUAG
This is a messenger RNA of Hyaloperonospora brassicae, 1500 nucleotides long. The record is from the annotation of a GenBank genome assembly. Lineage: Eukaryota; Oomycota; Peronosporomycetes; Peronosporales; Peronosporaceae.